AUGGCUACAGUUACAAAGAAAGUGAUAGCUAUAUGUCAAUCAGGAGGUGAGUUUGUGAGCAAUACAGAUGGAUCAAUGUCAUACAGUGGAGGUGAUGCUUAUGCAAUUGACAUUGAUCAGGAGACUGUUUUGUCUGAUUUCAAGUCUGAAAUUGCUGAAAUGUUUAACUGCAAUGUGGACACCAUGAGCAUUAAGUACUUUCUGCCUGGCAAUAAGAGAACACUCAUUACGGUUUCGAAAGACAAGGAUUUACAACGCAUGGUUAGUUUUCUUGGAGAUGCUACCACGGUUGAUGUGUUUGUGUUAACUGAGGAAGUUGCGGCACGGAAUACUUCCAACAUGCCUGCUAGUAGGUCAAGCAGGACAACUGUGUCAGAAGCUGUUGUUCCUGAUGUUCUCCCUAUUAAUAUAGCAGCCGUUGAUGCCGCACAAUCCAUUGAACAAGUUGAGAUGGAUAUAGCUAAUGAAGCCCCUUCUCAAUCUCUUUGUUCCGGGGCCAAUGAUGAUAAGCCUCAUAGAGCAGCACAGCAGUGGGAAAAUACCAUCACUGGUGUCGACCAAAGGUUUAAUAGUUUUAGCGAAUUCCGAGAGGCAUUGCAUAAGUACUCUAUUGCACAUGGUUUUGCUUACAGAUAUAAGAAAAACGAUAGUCACCGUGUCACGGUCAAAUGUAAAUCUCAAGGCUGUCCCUGGAGAAUAUAUGCAUCAAAGUUAUCAACCACUCAGUUGAUUUGCAUCAAGAAAAUGACCAGAAACCAUACUUGUGAAGGAUCAGCUGUCAAAGCUGGGUAUCGUGCAACUAGAGGUUGGGUGGGAAGUAUUAUAAAAGAGAAAUUGAAAGCUUCACCCAAUUACAAGCCAAAGGAUAUUGCAGAUGACAUAAAGCGCGAGUAUGGGAUACAGUUAAAUUAUUCUCAAGCAUGGCGUGCAAAAGAAAUUGCUAGAGAACAACUUCAAGGCUCCUAUAAAGAAGCAUAUACUCAAUUGCCAUUCUUCUGUGAGAAGAUAAAAGAGACAAAUCCAGGUAGUUUUGCAACAUUCACGACGAAAGAGGACUCAAGUUUCCAUCGUCUUUUUGUAUCAUUCCAUGCCUCAUUAACUGGUUUCCAGCAAGCCUGCCGCCCUCUCAUUUUCCUUGACAAAACUCCUUUAAACUCAAAGUAUCAAGGAGAAUUAUUAGCUGCAAUUUCUGUCGAUGGAAAUGAUGGCAUUUUUCCUGUAGCCUUUGCUGUUGUAGAUGCUGAAACUGAAGACAACUGGCAUUGGUUUCUGCAGGAGCUGAAAUCAGCUUUAUCAACAUCUGAACAGAUUACAUUUGUUUCAGAUUUUCAGAAUGGGCUAAAAAAGUCAUUGUCUGAGAUAUUUGGAAACUGCUACCACGGCUAUUGUUUACGUCACCUUGCUGACAAACUGAACAGAGAUUUGAAGGGGCAAUUCUCUCAUGAAGCCAGACGUUUCAUGGUUAAUGAUUUUUAUGCCGCUGCAUACGCAACCAAACCAGAAAUUUUCGAACGUAGUAUUGAGAAUAUAAAAGGUAUUUCUCCUGAAGCCUACAACUGGGUCUUACAAAGUGAGCCAGAGCACUGGUCCAAUGCAUUCUUCAAUGGAACUAGGUAUAAUCAUAUGACAUCAAAUUUUGGACAGCAGUUUUACAGUUGGGUCUCAGAGGCACACGAGUUGCCAAUUACUCAAAUGAUUGAUGUAUUACGAGGUAAUAUGAUGGAAACAAUUAGCACGCGUCGAGAAGAGUCUAAUCAAUGGAUAACGAAAUUGACACCUUCCAAGGAGGAAAUGAUCCAAAAGGAAGCAUCAGAUGCUCGCUCACUACAAGUGUUGCUCUCACAAGGUACGACAUUUGAGGUCUGCGGAGAAUCUGUUGAACUUGUUGAUAUUGACAAUUGGGAUUGUAGCUGCAGGGGAUGGAAACUUAGUGGCCUUCCUUGCUGCCAUGCUAUUGCUGUCUUUGAAUGUGUUGGUAGGGACCUAUAUGAUUACUGUUCCAGAUACUUCACAGUUGAGAAUUACAGAUUAACAUAUGCCGAACCAAUUCACGCGCUUCCGGAUAUUGACAGACCAGUCCAGGUUGAACCGGAUAUGGCAGUUACCAUAGUAACCCCUCCACCAACUAAGCGGCCUCCUGGCCGACCAAAAACAAAGCAGGUUGAAUCGAUAGACAUAAUUAAACGUCAACUUCAAUGUGGCAAAUGCAAAGGGCUUGGUCACAAUCGGAAGACGUGCAAACUUCCAUAG
Lathyrus sativus (Indian pea) is the source of this 2250-nucleotide messenger RNA. NCBI's taxonomy places the organism in Eukaryota, Viridiplantae, Streptophyta, Magnoliopsida, Fabales, Fabaceae. The record is from the annotation of a GenBank genome assembly.